This is a messenger RNA of Anopheles nili, 2880 nucleotides long. Its product is annotated as mucin-5AC-like. The coding region runs from base 1 to 2880 and encodes 959 amino acids. Gene Ontology annotation, biological process: regulation of transcription by RNA polymerase II. Gene Ontology annotation, molecular function: RNA polymerase II cis-regulatory region sequence-specific DNA binding; DNA-binding transcription factor activity. The transcript is spliced from 2 exons. NCBI's taxonomy places the organism in Eukaryota, Metazoa, Arthropoda, Insecta, Diptera, Culicidae. The record is from RefSeq and is a predicted model, not a curated record.
AUGCCUCGGUGUUACAUCGUAAAGAAACAACAGCCCCCGGUGGUGCCAACCUACCGAAACCGGGCAUCCGUGGUGACCACCGCGACCAAUGGCGGCCAUCAUCAACAACAGCACCAAGCCACCACGCGACAGGUGCUGGUGGUUAACGGGAAAUCGGGCGCUUCCGGCACGCUCAAGGAGAGUGAGCAAGGACGCACCACCAGGGGUAGCGUGGUGGGUGGUAGCAGUGCCUUGGGGAACGUGAUUGUGAAAAAUGGUGGCGGCGGUAGCAGUGGGGGGAUUGGAACCACCGGCAAGGAACCAACCGGCAACAAUCUCGUGCUGCUGAACAGUGUCAGCGUCAUUAGUGGUGGACCGGGUGGGUUGGAGGCUAGCGGUAAGGUCGAUGGCGUUGGUGGUGUGGGUGGUGGGUUUACGCUGGCCAGUGCUGGUGGAACCGGUGGGCAGCGAAAGGACGACUCGAGUGGUCCGGUCAGCCCGACCGAGGGUUGCGUCGCACCGAUUUACUACACCAACAUUUCGGAGAACAAGAGCGGUUUCACCAUACCGCUGAGCGACUUCCGGACGUUCAAAUGUGGGCCAAACAGCAACAGCAACACCAAUCUCAUCAACGUGAAGACCAACUCCUCCCGGCAUCUGUCGGUAAGUGCUUCCUCCGGUGCCACCAGCCCACCGGACGCCGGUCCGAUCGUAACGAUCCGCGCCACUCCGGGUCACCCCGGUCCGGCCCCCGGCCACCAGUCACUGCUCGCCGCGAUAGGCGCGAAAUCUGGCCGUAAUCAUCCUAAUUACGCGCUCGGCAGUAGCAAUAAUGGGCCAAACCGUCGCACCAGCAACGCCACACCAUCCACGGGCACGCUGAUUUAUGCCGAAACGGGUCCCGUUGCGCCGAUCGUGGCCGCAGCCGCCGCUGCCCAAGUGUCCGAUAAGCGGCACGAUAAAUCAUCACUCCACAAGGCCGCCGCAGCAACAACAGGUCGGCAGCAACUGCCGGCUUUGCUGCUACCCGCCACCGGUGCCCAUCCGAACACGCAACCGCAACCCGCGCAGCAUCGCGCCGAACACAGUGGCGCCCUCUACCAGCCACCACACGCUACUACGGAGAGCUCGGCCUGCUACGACACUACGGCGGCCAUUUUCCGUGAUCGCAGCAUAGAAGAAACGGAAGCCGCGCAUGAUUUAUUGUCCCUCUCGCAAAGCCUACCCCCGUUGACGGCACCAUGCGUCGUCACGAUCCUGCAUCCGGCGGGUGGUUCCGGUUCGAACGACCAGAACCUACCAGAAGCACUCACCGAUGGGGCACACAGUGCGGCCUCCAACGGCAUUAUCAGCAUCGUGGAAGCUGCCGCGGCAGCUAAUUACCAGUGCCAGCCCGGUUCGGGGCCCAUCUCGAUGAUUAUACCCUGCUACGAGCUGUCGACGACUGCAACGUCGGCUAUGUCGACUUCACCGACACUUCACGCCGACGGUGAGGUGGCGUCGAUAAAGACGAUCUCACCGGCAGGACCACUCACGCCACCCACGUCCGAGCACUCCUCCGACACCGAGUGUUCCCAUAGCACCUCGUCCUCCACCUGUUCGUCCACGUCGUCCCGCUCGUCCGCAUCCAGUGUGUUCUCGUUCGUUCGCUCAAGUUCCUCGUCGGGUUCGUCCAAGCGCUCACCGGCGCGCUCGACCAACUGCAGUCCGUUGCCAUCAGAGGGCGCCACCGUUGCAGCUAGUAGUGGUGGGCGCAGGCUAAGUCGUCGACCACACCAACAACCAUCGACAUCCGGCGGAACGUCCGUGAUAGUGAACGGGUCGACAUUGGGUGUGAACUCCUCCACAGUGCCGCAGGUGACGACUCGCAAGCAUAAAUCUUCCACACCCGCUUCCGGUCAACCCGGCGCCAAAGUGUCAGUGCUGGCUGGGACGAAAGUGUCCUCGGCUCAAAGUGGUUCAAAACCCUCGGGUGGUAAAGCGGCUGAGCUGUACACGUACGACGAUCUCAUCUCGAGCGAUGGUCGAUCGAAGAAUCGCAAGAAGGCUUCCAAAGAACCGGCUUCAGCCACGUCACAGGUUGGAAGUAAGACACCGGUGGUUCAACCCGCCGAAAAGGCGGACGGAACGGACCAAACAAUGGCGGAUUGUGAAGGAGUUGAGUCGACGAAUGGCGAGCCAGCGACCGCAGGCAGUGGUAAAGGCAAGUACAAGUGCCCCGAGUGUGGUAAGCAGUACGCCACCUCGAGCAACCUGUCACGGCACAAGCAAACGCACCGAAGUCUCGAUUCGCAAUCGGCCAAGAAGUGCGUCACUUGCGGCAAAGCGUACGUCUCGAUGCCAGCUUUGGCGAUGCAUCUACUGACACACAAGCUAUCGCACAGUUGCGGAGUCUGCGGGAAACUGUUCUCGCGGCCAUGGCUCCUGCAGGGUCACCUGCGAUCACACACAGGCGAGAAGCCGUACGGAUGUGGCCAUUGUGGUAAAGCGUUCGCAGAUCGAUCGAACCUCCGGGCACACAUGCAAACACACUCCACGGACAAGAACUUCGAGUGUGGCCGGUGCCACAAGACAUUCGCCCUUAAGUCGUACCUCAACAAGCACCUGGAAUCAGCCUGCUACAAAGAGGACGAUCCGAAUGGAGGCUCACCGGGGUCCGAUGAUGGCUCACCGGGGGUAAGUGUUGUAGGAGGACGCAAGAUCUACCACAGCAGUCAGGACAUCGAUCGGGAUGAGUACGCGAUGCGCAUUGCCAGCAGCAGAUCGCACAACUUCACGACCCACAACGAUGACAGCUGCUCUACGACGACGAUCGACGUCGUUACGGCGGAUCCGGUGGACGAUGACGACGACGAGGACGACGCCGAUGAAGAAGAAGACAUCGACAUCAUUACGACGUAA